This is a messenger RNA of Momordica charantia (bitter melon), 793 nucleotides long. Its product is annotated as COMPLEX 1 LYR-like protein. Lineage: Eukaryota; Viridiplantae; Streptophyta; Magnoliopsida; Cucurbitales; Cucurbitaceae. The record is from RefSeq and is a predicted model, not a curated record.
UAGACCUGCUAACCAAAUCUUCAAAUCAAAUUCUGGAGCUUGAUUGUUGCUUCAUACAAAUUUCAAGGAGGCGGAUUUUUUAUUCAUCCUUCUCUCUUUCCAUUUCCAUUUUUUCCCCCGAAAGCCAAGCGCGCCACAAGAGGAGUCAGAGGAGGAGUAGGUGGGGAAAAGGGGGGAAAUGCCAUCUCUACAGACUGCUCUACCUCCUGAGCUUGCGAAUAAUGUCAUUAGGCUUUACCGCGAGUGCCUGCGAAGAGCCAAGUAUAUUGGUCAUCAGCAACAUAACACCGAGCUUGUUGUUAGUAUGGUGAGACAACAAUUCAGAAAGAACAUGCAUGAGACUGAUCCAGAGAAGAUUCAGAAGUUAAAAGAUGAUGCGGCAAGGGGACUCAUAAACCACAUUCUAUACGAAUCUGAGCGACUGUCGGGUCGAAAAUUCAGCCAAAGUUCUUGAUGUUAUUCUAAUAACAUCAAGUUAAAGUAGGAAAAUAAGAUGGCUAAUCCUUGGAGGGUAUUUUUGCAUUUCCUUCUGUACAAGGCUAGGAACCACGUGUUCGAGUUCAAGUCCCUCCUCAUCGGGAAUUUUCUUAAACUAUCCCCUUUCUACAAGUUUCUUGAGGAAAACAUCCAUUUACAGUAAAAUGUUGAACUAUUCACGUCAACAAUCUGUAUUUCUUUGUGUAAAAUGAAUGCCUAUGGAAGACAUGAAAUCCAUUUUUCAAAUAUGAAAUCCGGCGGGCUAUUUUCUUUUCAGGAUCUUAUAUGUUACAUAAUCUAAGUAUGUUCAAGGGUA